Molecule: messenger RNA, 1156 nt
Organism: Camellia sinensis
Lineage: Eukaryota; Viridiplantae; Streptophyta; Magnoliopsida; Ericales; Theaceae
Source: RefSeq, a predicted model, not a curated record
GCUUACAACACUUGAAGAGCAAUUUAAGAGACCGGAUGAAAGGAAUUGAUAAUGGCUUCAGGGAUCACCUAGUAAGUAGUUUGGGUGAUUGUGCUUAUGAGCCAACUGUGGUAGGGUUCCAUGAAAAGCUUGCAAAAUUAAAAGAGGAGGGUAAACAACGAGCACAUGAUUUUUUCAAGGACUUGGCACCUGAGCACUGGGCAAAUUCAUACUUCAGGGGCAUGCGUUAUGGGGAGAUGACUUCCAAUGCGGCGGAGUCAUUUAAUAACUGGAUUAAAGAAGCGCGUAAUCUUCCUAUCACUCAAAUGGUGGACACAAUUCGUACUCAGUUGAUGCGGCAAAUGUCUGCACGGCGUGACCAAGCAAACAAAUGGAAUGAGCUUAUUUGUCCUACAUUUGAAACAAGGCUUAUGGAUUCGUUCAAUAACAGCAGGUCUUGGCAAGUUAGCAAAGCCAAUGAGAAUGUGUUUGAAGUACAUUCGAUACCAUCUGUCACUGUUGAUGUUGCGAGGCGUACAUGUUCGUGCUUCAAAUGGCAAAUCAACGGAUUCCCAUGUGACCAUGCUGUUGUUGCCAUUCAGAAGAGCCGCUACAAUCUCAAUGAUUGUGUGGAACAUUACUUUCAUGUACAGACAUAUCGUGGAGCGUAUUCGGGUGCCAUAUUCCCUAUACCAUCGGUGGAGAAGCCGUCUUUUGAUCCCAUGGACUUCACUAUAUACCCGCCAACUGUGAAAAGACCACCCGGAAGGCCGAAAAAGAAUAGGAUCCCAUCAAGGGGUGAGAAACUUAAGCAAAUAAGGUGCGGGAGAUGUGAUAAGCUGGGGAGCCAUAAUCGGAAGUCAUGCAAGGAGCCGAUAUAGGAUGUACAUUUUUCAUUUUAACGUUGUGUUUUACAUUGGAUUCUUAUAUUCAUUUCACAAAUAAGAUUGUGUUGUGUUGGCAAGCAAAAUAAUGGUUUGGCAAACUUAGUAUUUCAUUUGUGCCUUUUCAUUUUCUUUUUCUGUACGAAACUGAUUUUUUGUUAAAGUUGUAAUGAUAAAUACAUGAUGUGGACAUUCACACUUACGUAAACGAAUCAUAUUAUGUGAAAACUUGCACAUGGGUUGGACGUUUUUACCUUAUUGUUGUCAAUGUUGACAUGAAUACAAGAUGUGAU